GUGGCAGUGUCGCAACAAAUAUUGUGCGGGAUUUGCGAGUUAUUUUGCUUCUCAGGGUCGCUCAGACAAUACUGUAAUCCUAAUUUACAGUUUGUUUAUGUCUGUUUUAUUACGUUCCUAAUACAGGCUUAUCUAUAUCGAGUUCUAACUUGUUAUUUUUACUGAAAUGAUGACUUCAUGUAAAUAAAACCGACAUUCUUAACCCAAUAGCCGGUUUUUUAUUCACUCUAGGUUGUUUUUUAUUAGCCGGACUUAUAUUUAGCUAGUUCCUGCAUAAUAGAAGCUUGUUCGUUUUCUUAAGACUACUUAGUUGAUUACUGGUAUAUUAUAAAUUUAUAACGAUACCUCUUAGAACUCUAGCUUUCUUUGCUUCAAUCACUAAGCUCUGGAAACGGCGCUUCAAAAUACAAAUGGGUUCUCAGAUGAGGUCACAGUAAGUUUAAAUCAUUUGGAAAUUUACCUCUAGAAAACUAAAUGCUGUAUAAGUUCCGUCAAUUGAAUCAGUACUGCUGUUCAGUGAACUACAAAAUAACAUGAGUUUGGGCUUCUCUUCCGUUGGUUUGCACGUACUGAACGCUGUAAAUGUAAACUCCGCAUUGGUUUCUUUAGCCAUACUAACUGCAUUGAUAAAUCCUUGUUCGGUAGAGGAUGUGCGUAAAAAUAUACCUACAACGAAAGAUUUGCUGAUGGUUUUUAUCCUAUGUCGGCAUGGUGAUAGGUCUCCUGUUCACACUUUUCCAACAGAUCCUUAUCGAAAGCUAUGGAAAAUGGGAUAUGGUCAGCUAACAGCUUAUGGUGCAGAACAACAUCAAGAACUUGGUCGAAUUAUCCGAAAAAUGUAUUCUGGUUUCGUUCCUGAAGUCUAUCAUAAGGAUGAAACGUUGUUUCGUAGUUCUGGGACUGAAAGGACACUGAUGUCUGCAAACAACUUUAUCCGAGGAUUUUAUCACUUGGAAAAGAACACAAAUAACGUUCCUCCUGUGUUUUCUAGACUAACACACGAAGAUCACCUGUUGAAAAUGUCUAGCAAAUGCCCUAAAUUCAAAAGAAUUUUUCACCAUCUGAUGAACUCAUCAGUGGUAUCUCAGAAAGCAAACAUGCUGAGAAACUUCUUCGACCUUCUGGAACAUACGACUGGGUACACUUUCCCUAUUGACAGAAGUUCUUCAGAUAAUUUUUACACAGCCUGGCGUAUAUGUGAUCCUGUUACGAUAUGGGUGGAUCAUUCAUUGCCUUCACUUCCUCGUUGGGUCACUAGUGAUGUUUAUAAACAAUGCUCUAACUUAUUGGACUAUAAACAUUUCAUUCGAUUUUCUAAACCACAGUUGACAAGAUUACGAGGUGGUCCGCUGGCUGGUCAUAUUAUGGAUUUAUUUCGUGAGCGUAUUAACCAAGAGCUAAAGAAGAUUGAUCAUGACAUUAAUUCAUCAGAACAACUACAUCGGCGUUUCGUUGCUUAUUUUGCACAUGAUUCUACACUGGCAGCUCUAAUGAGCCAUUUAGGUGUAUAUAAUGGAAUCAAACCACCUUUGGCAAGUUGUUUGAUAGUAGAACUUCAUCGUUCAUCAUCAUCAUCCAAUAAUUUUUAUCUUCGAUUUUAUUAUCUUAAUGAAACAAAAUUACCUUUAAAAACUGAUAAAAUACUUAAUCUAUGGCCAACUAAAUGUGAAACCCAUGAUCAUAUUGAUGGUAAACAAUUAAAUUAUUCAUGCCCGUUUCAUAAACUUGAAUCAUCACUUCAAGGGACUUAUGCAACCGAUAUUGAAGCUGAAUGUUAUGAUACUGAUGCAAUAAAUAAUGUUAAAACAACAUAUAUGAAACCAUCAGGCAUAAAAAUGCUUGAAUCUUAUUGUUAUCAUCCACAAUUACUAACUUUCAUUUUCCUUCAAACAGCUAUAGUAUGUUAUUUUGUUGCCCGUUUCUUACCUAUUCCAAUGGCUUAUCUUAUAAAUAAUUUUAGAUAUUCACGUCAUGUACAAUAAACUUCUAUAAAUGAAUCUUAUUUGUUCAAUAUGUAAAUGAUAUUCAGUAAUGUAAACAAAAGAAUCAUUCUAAUGUUGUCUUGACGUUCUUCAUGUGAUAUUCAUUUCUUUCUUUUUCUUUUACCAUUCAUUGAAAAAGAAAUUAGUUUUUAAUUAACCUUUAAUAAAUUAUUUUUCUACAUUAGUUUGUUUGUUUGUUCGUUUUUCUUUAGUUUUAUAUACAACGAGACAAUCAUCGGUCACUUUAAUGCUUAUUUCAUAAUGUUUAUAUUCAAUGCAGCCCAUGUAUACGUUCAAUCAAUUAUUGUUUCUUAAUUUCCUUGUUAUCUUCUAUGAAUAUUCUUAUUAUGAUAAUAAUUUUUGUCUUGUCAAAAUAAAAGUUUUUAUAAUGAACAAAAA
This is a messenger RNA of Schistosoma spindalis, 2381 nucleotides long. NCBI's taxonomy places the organism in Eukaryota, Metazoa, Platyhelminthes, Trematoda, Strigeidida, Schistosomatidae. The record is from the annotation of a GenBank genome assembly.